AUGAGAGAAGACCGUUGGGGCAUUGUUUUCAGUGAUACAGUUUCUUGUUCGAAUUUCCUCACUACUGCUCCUGUUAUUGUUACUCCUGAUUGGUCCUUGCCUUUUGAGUUGAUGUGUGAUGCUAGUGGUUUCGUGAUAGAGUUUGAUUUCGAGGUAAAAGAUCGAAAGGGGUCCGAAAAUCAGGUUGCUGAUCAUCUCUCUAGGCUUGAGGAAACUGGGCUUCCAGCAGAAGAACUUUAUAUUGAAGAUGCAUUUUCGGAUGAGAAAGUUUUGGAUGCUUCUAUGCAAGUGGCACCUUGGUAUGCGGAUUUUGCUAACUACUUGAUGACUGAGAGUGAAGUAUUAAAGAUUUUGAAGGCUUGCCACGACUCUCUAGUUGGGGGACAUCAUAGUGGUACGAGGACUGCUACAAAGGGGAAUAUUGGUAGGAGGCAAGAGAUAACUAUGAACUUCGUAAUGGAAGUUGAGGUGUUCGAUGUUUGGGGGAUAGAUUUUAUGGGACCCUUUGUAAGCUCUGGAGGUAUGAAGUACAUCUUGGUGGUUGUUGACUAUGUUUCUAAAUGGGUAGAAGCUGUGGCUUUACCUAAUAACGAAGCCAAGAGUGUCAUGGGGUUCUUGAAAAAGAGCAUAUUUACUCGUUUUGGUACCCCAAGGGCGAUAAUCAGUGAUGGUGGUUCUCACUUUUGCAACAGAUCCUUUGCGGGAUUGAUGGAGAAGUAUGGAGUCAAACAUAGGGUGGAAACCCCUUAUCAUCCUCAGACAAGUGGGCAAGUGAAAGUCUCUAAUCAGGAGAUAAAGAGUAUUUUAGCGAAACGGUGA
Molecule: messenger RNA, 819 nt
Organism: Lycium ferocissimum
Lineage: Eukaryota; Viridiplantae; Streptophyta; Magnoliopsida; Solanales; Solanaceae
Exons: 5
Coding region: 1-819 (272 amino acids)
Biological process (GO): DNA integration
Molecular function (GO): nucleic acid binding
Source: RefSeq, a predicted model, not a curated record